This is a messenger RNA of Lampris incognitus (smalleye Pacific opah), 2385 nucleotides long. It is a transcript of the gene dzank1, whose product is annotated as double zinc ribbon and ankyrin repeat domains 1. Bases 1 to 1785 code for a protein of 594 amino acids. Gene Ontology annotation, biological process: eye photoreceptor cell development. Lineage: Eukaryota; Metazoa; Chordata; Actinopteri; Lampriformes; Lampridae. Gene Ontology annotation, molecular function: protein binding. The transcript is spliced from 14 exons. The record is from RefSeq and is a predicted model, not a curated record.
AUGAGUGCUGCAUGUGUUGGGGCUCCACUCAUCGUUCCCCUCGUGUUUCGUCCACCGAGAGCAAAGAACGAGAUCCUCACCUCCACUCCCGUAGAGAUCAAGUCAAAUACCCCUGGUGUGCAGAUCUACUACACUUUGGAUGGGACUAAACCUGACGUAGUACAGAGAUCCGGUUCAGGUGUGGGCAGUACUCAGAAGUACUGCAGUCCAGUCCUGCUUCCUGCAGGCCGGGUGUCUGUCAGGUCUGUGGCUGUCACAAGUGAUGGCAGAGAGAGUGCUGUAGUUACGAAGCGCUUCUUGGUGAAUUUAAAUGAGUCAGUGUCUAGGAAGGAGAACACAGAAGACAGGAAGGAGAACGUGUCCAGGAAGGAGAACAUGGAGAAUAGGAAGGAGAACAAGCAGACAGAAUAUUUCAGACAGGCACGUUGUGGAGAUUAUAUCACUCCCCCACUUCUGUCUGGGCAAAACGACAUGGUUUCCUGUUCCAAAUGUCACCGCAUGAACCAAUGGAAUGCACGCUACUGUGACUGGUGUGGCUCCAAGCCUCUUCAUACAGUCAGCUUGUUGUUGUGUUCCCGCUGUGGGGCGAGCAGCGCCCCCUGUGCCCACUACUGUGCUGUCUGUGGCAUCUUCCUGCAGGACCCAGCCCACUCCACAGGGGAUGCUGCUGAUCAUAAGCAGGUUUCAUUCAGCCCCUCCCUUGGAGCCCCCUGGCAGCCCCACCCCUCCUCUAGCCCCUCCCCAAGCAUGACAUUAGCCCCGCCCACAGUGGACAAGCAGACCCAGACUGUUGGGGUGUUCUUCCCAUCUGCCGCUGAACUCCGGAGGAGAGAACAGCAGAGGGCACUAGAGCAGGAUAGCCAGGACCAGAGGGGAGACCGCCGGGCCCUGGUCACAGCUAUCAGCCCAGGGAGAGGUUUUUGGAGGAAGCAGGUGGACCAUGUCUGCGCUUACCUGAGGAGUUUUACCCAAAACAACAUGGAAUUCAGGGCGCUGAUGGGAGAACCUUGUAUGGGUCGGAUGGUCUCUGCUGUGAUUCAGGAAGAUGAACAGGAAGUCAGUCUGAGGAUGAACUUUGUGUCGGCCGGAGCUGCAAGAAACCAGCAGGACAACCACAAGAAGCCGCACUCGAGAAGUAGGACUCAGAACCUGUCUGCAGUCCAGAACCUCAGCAGUGUCACAGAGAGACACAACCCCGAAUCAGCCAACUGUCCCACUCUGAAGACUGGCUGGUCGGCAGCUUUCAGAACAUCUCAUGACCGUGGUGCUGAGACAUUGGCCUGGCCACAGCUGAAGGACAGCCACCUGCUGGAGGAGCUGGGUCCUGGGGGGCGGGGCCAGAUCUCAGUAGUCCAACAGCUGAUUGAUGAGGGGGCCAAUCCCUGUUGCCAUGGCAAUGAUGGCCAUCCCGCUCUGGUGGUUGCCGUGAUGAACAGCCGCCAUGAUGUACUUCCUGUCCUGGUGCAAAGAGGAGCCGACGUCAACCAGCAGUCCGGACGGAUGAAUAAUACUGCUCUGCAUGUUGCCGCAUCUCUGGGAAGCAAAGGUCUGCAGAGUGUAGAAGUUUUGCUGAGCUGUAAGGCCAGCAUCAGCAGGAUGAACGUCCGGGGUCAGACGGCCUUUGACCUUGCGGUGACCUCUGGCUGUCCUGCUUUGGUGUCUCUGCUGGCUGCCCGGACCGGUCAGGACUUCCUGGACCAGCUGGUCCGACCCACAGCCUCUUUUAACAACCUGCUGGAUCCGAACCAGCCUGCUUCCCUCCGCCAAAACCAGCCGGCAACAUAACAGCAGCACUUCACAGAAGCAGUCUCUAUGUGUGUGUUGACCCAUGUGGUGACGUGUUUCUCUAGUGAUUAGCCACCAACGACCAGCAAGAAUUACAACAGGAUUGACAACCAUUCCCUUUCAGCGAUGGCGGCUCGCAAGUGACUAGACUAAUGCUAAUAUGAUCAAUUUCACAGACGACAGAAAUGUCCUGUGAAGAGUAAUAGUGUUAGAAACUCCUGUCGAGUAUUUAUAAGUAAUCAAGUUAUAGGAUAAUCCAUGACAAGUGUCUUGAUGCAUGCUCAGUAAUCCAGGUAAGAAGACCACAGAAGCUUGAAUCUGCUCAUCUGGACACAGCGUGUACUGACAGAUCCGUUUCAUGAAAGUGGCCUCUUCAGGGCCCAGAGACACCAAACCCACAUCAGAGGACAAGAGGAGACGAAGGCUGACUGUUGCGUCGCCUCACCUCCGGGUCAAAAAGUAGCACUUGAACACACUGCAAAGACAACAGCCGAUGGCCAACUAGCAUGUACGUUCUGCGCCUGCGUGACAGGAAAUAACUCUCCAUACCAACAGGUGGCGGUAGUCUGUAUUCUUCAUUCAAAAUUUGAAACCGGAAGA